Molecule: messenger RNA, 1233 nt
Organism: Kwoniella shivajii
Lineage: Eukaryota; Fungi; Basidiomycota; Tremellomycetes; Tremellales; Cryptococcaceae
Exons: 6
Coding region: 1-1233 (410 amino acids)
Biological process (GO): proteolysis; attachment of GPI anchor to protein
Cellular component (GO): GPI-anchor transamidase complex
Molecular function (GO): GPI-anchor transamidase activity
Source: RefSeq, a predicted model, not a curated record
AUGUUAUUUCGAUACUUGUACAGCCUGUUAGGGGUUCUACUUGCUGUGCCAUUAUGUAUAGCGUCGUCCAAUAUCGGUUCUAGACCUCAAUUGGAAUCUCGAGUAUCUGAUUUAUUCUCAAAUUCGACGGAUGCUGGUGGACAUACGAACAAUUGGGCUGUAUUAGUUUGUUCAUCUAGAUAUUGGUUCAAUUAUCGUCAUAUGGCAAACACUUUAGCAAUGUAUCGUACAUUAAAGAGAUUAGGAUUACCAGAUUCGAAUAUAAUUUUAAUGUUAGCAGAUGAUGUAGCGUGUAAUUCGAGAAAUUCAUUUCCUGCAUCUGUUUAUGCUAAUAAAGGUAAAGAAAUGGAUUUAUACGGUCAAGGUAUACAAGUUGAUUAUAGAGGAUAUGAAGUUACUGUUGAAAGUUUCUUAAGGUUAUUGACUGGUCGACAUGAUCAUACUGUACCGAGGAGUAAAAGGUUGUUAUCAGAUUCAUCUUCAAAUGUAUUCGUUUAUAUGACUGGACAUGGUGGAAACGAAUUUCUGAAAUUUCAAGAUAAUGAAGAAGUUUCAGCUUAUGACGUGGCCGAUGCUGUUGAGCAGAUGUGGGAGAAGCGAAGAUACAACAAACUGCUUUUCGCAAUCGACACAUGUCAAGCUAAUACUAUGUAUUCGAAAUUCUAUUCACCUGAGAUAAUAUCCACUGGCUCAUCCGCUUUGGGCGAGAAUAGUUAUUCUCAUCACAAUGACAUGGAUAUAGGAGUGGCUGUUAUAGAUUCAUUCACACAUUACAUUUUACAGUAUUUAGAAACGUUAGGUAAAACAUCUAAAGAGACUUUGAAAGAUUUCUUUGGAAUAUAUGAUCCUUCAAAAAUUCACUCUCAUCCAGGAAUAUCAACGUCCUUGUCAACAUCACCACCUGAAGAUAUACUCGUGACAGAUUUCUUUGGUGCAGUAGCCAAAAUCGAAAUCUCACCUAAAUCAUCCGAAUUACCAAUAUCAUCUCAUGCUUCAUAUUCGACACAAUGGGAAGAAUCGCCGAAUACCGCAAGAAAUAGAGAUGACCUGGAUAAAGAGCGUGAGGAACCGUCUUCUUCUUCUUCUUUUUCGUCCGGAGAAUCGACAUUUGGAGGUAAUGGCAAUGUUUGGAAGUCACCUUUAAGUGUUGACAAUCACAUGAAAAGGGUAUUUGGGACUUUAGGUGGAUUAAGUGGAAUAGGUUUAUUUGCGUAUUUUGCUAGCAGGAACUGA